Messenger RNA from Formica exsecta, 771 nucleotides. RefSeq lists its product as uncharacterized. NCBI's taxonomy places the organism in Eukaryota, Metazoa, Arthropoda, Insecta, Hymenoptera, Formicidae. The transcript has a single exon. Gene Ontology annotation, molecular function: nucleic acid binding. The record is from RefSeq and is a predicted model, not a curated record. Gene Ontology annotation, biological process: DNA integration. The coding region runs from base 1 to 771 and encodes 256 amino acids.
AUGGCCAGCCUGCCUCGCAAAAGGGUGACGCCAGCUCGACCCUUCUUACACACCGGCGUCGACUACGCCGGCCUUAUUUUGCUGCGAACCACAAAAGGAAGAGGCCAUCGAGCGUACAAGGCUUUCAUCUCCGUAUUCAUCUGCCUUUCAACAAGGGCCGUGCAUCUGGAGGUCGUAUCGGACUAUACGGCGGAGGCCUUCUUGGCGGCAUUGCGUCAUUUCACCUCUCGUCGCGGAUUGUGCCAAACCAUCCACAGUGACUGCGGGACGACGUUCGUGGGAGCUGACACACAGCUACGGGCCUUCUUCGCUGCCAGCAGUCCCGAACAACGGGCGAUAGUCAGGCAGCUCGCCGCCGAUAGAAUUACAUGGCUUUUCAACCCACCUUCAGCGCCUCAUUUCGGUGGAAUAUGGGAGGCUGCCGUCAAGUCUCUCAAGCAUCAUUUGAGGCGGGUGUUGGGAGAUGCAACCCUGAUCUACGAGGAGAUGAGCACUCUCCUCGCUCAGGUAGAAGCGUGCUUUAAUUCACGACCUCUUCAGGCUCUUUCAGAUGAUCCGAAAGACCUCUCCGCUCUCACGCCAGGCCACUUCCUCGUGGGAUCGGCUCUGACCGCCAUACCUGAACCUUCCAUGCUGGACAAGCCGAUGAACCAGCUGGCUCGUUGGGCCGAUUAUGCCUCAUCCGAAACGAAAACCUGCCACCAACGAAAUGGCCCUUGGCACGCAUCAUUCGGAUCCAUCCCGGAGAAGACGGUCAAAUUCGUGUUGUGA